AUGACUUUUUAUGUAAAGGACAAUCAAUAUCGUAGGAAAAAUGUGUAUGUGCCUGGACGAGACUCUUUAAUUGAUGAAGUAAUGAGAGGAUGGGAAUCGAAAUAUUGUGCAUUUUCCAAUGCAACCAUAUGUAUUACAACAUUUAAUGUUAAUGGAAAAAUUCCCACUCAAGCUUUACCAAAAUGGUUUCCUGAAGGGAAACUAUCGGAUUUCUAUGCUGUAGGUCUUCAAGAAAUGGAUUUAUCAGUAGGAACUUAUAUUAUUGAUAACAACAAAAAGAGAGAUGAGUGGCUAGCGUGUAUACGCAAGUCAUUGCCAGGGGAGGGUAUUAAUUUUGAAUUGAUAUCUUCUGAGCGCCUUGUUGGUAUCUUCAUCGUUUUGUUUAAAAAUCGAGCUUCUACUGUUCGUACCUCAAAUGUAUCAACUAAUUUGAUUCCAACAGGCAUCUCUACUGGUAUAUCUAAGUUGGGAAACAAAGGAGGGACUGCGAUUUCCCUCAAGCUCAAUGAUACCAAUGUCUGCUUUGUUAACUGCCAUUUAGCUGCAGGAAACUCCGAAGUUGAUAAAAGAAACCAAGACUUCAGAGAGAUAUCGCAACUGUCAUUCAAUAACAGUCUCUCUUUAUAUGAUCACGAUGUUGUUUUUUGGUUUGGUGAUUUGAACUAUCGGAUCAACAAUGAACCUCUGGGUUUAACUGGAAAUGAGGUCAGAGAAAUAGCGUCGAGCGAACACUUCCUGAGAUUAUUCGAGUACGAUCAGUUGAAAGAACAACAGUCGCUGAACAAAUGCUUUGUGGGCUUUCAAGAGCCCGAACAGUUAACCUUCCGUCCAACAUACAAAUACGAUCCAGGCACCUGCACUUGGGAUACAAGCGAGAAGGCUCGUGCUCCAGCCUGGUGUGAUCGCGUUCUCUAUUGGACACGUGCCCAAGAGUAUAAAAUUCAGCAAGCGUUUUAUGAUAGUGUUCCCGAGAUCACUGUCAGUGACCACAAGCCUGUGCGAGCUGGGUUCAACCUAGUUCUCAAACAAAUCGAUCAGGCGAAAGCUGACCGUCUCUAUGACGAGGCUAUCCGUGAAGCCGAUCGUCGCGCAAAUGAGAAUUUGCCUCAAGUUGAACUUAGUGAACGAGAAGUGGACUUUGGGGAAGUUUACUUCCUGGAGCCUGUAUGUCGUUUAGUCACAAUCAAAAACACUGGAAAAAGCCCGGUUCAUUUCAAAUUUAUGGUACGGGAUGAUAGUCACAUAAGCGCUAAUUGGCUUCAAGUUACUCCUCCUAGCUAUCUGAUUCCAUGUGGACACUCCACACAGAUAUCAUUAACAGUAGUUGUUGACAAGAAAAUAUCCUGGGAGUUGGCCGAGCCUGACCUCCAAGAUAUUCUUGUCAUGAGUCUUGAGCAUGGAAGGGACUAUUUUAUUCCAGUCACGGCGAAAUACUACCCAAAAACCUUCGGUGUGACAUUGGAAAGACUUAUGACAAAUAGCAACUCAAUUUUAAUCGAUUUCAAUGACUCGGGUGAGGCGGCAAUUCCAGAUAACGUUCCUCGCGAGUUCUACCGAUUAGUUACUGCUUUGCAAACUCUAGGAGUAGAUAAUCUUGAUGUAGUUGAUGGAAUACUCAAGAAUCAAACUUUCAUCCGUGUGCGCAAUGCUCUUGAGCUUGAUAAUCCUAAAGAUUUGACCAAAUUAGAUGUCACAACUUCCGAGUUUUACAAUGUGCUCAUUCGUUUAGUGGAUUCGUUAAGAUUUCCCUUGAUUCCCGAAAUUUUCCGGGACGGUUUCAAACAAUCCUGCCAUGAACCUGGACGUUUAUGGUCCAUAGUUGUGAAGAGUUUACCUGCCAUCAAUUCUGCAGUCUUGGAGUACUUGUUGACAUAUCUAACACAAGUAUUCCGAGCCAAGCCAUCAGGCGAAGAUUUCCUAUCUGUUUGGGCUGAUAUUCUAUUCCGUGACCGCGGUUCUCAACCCGUUGGUAAUCGUCUUGUUUCAGUGUCCAACUCAGAUCCUCGGAUAAUUGCCUUACGUACUUUAUGUGCCUAUGAUAAGCAAGUAGUCAUGCCAUAG
Messenger RNA from Auanema sp. JU1783, 2061 nucleotides. The record is from the annotation of a GenBank genome assembly. NCBI's taxonomy places the organism in Eukaryota, Metazoa, Nematoda, Chromadorea, Rhabditida, Rhabditidae.